Cooperia oncophora is the source of this 303-nucleotide messenger RNA. Lineage: Eukaryota; Metazoa; Nematoda; Chromadorea; Rhabditida; Trichostrongylidae. The record is from the annotation of a GenBank genome assembly.
AUGUUGCUUGAUUUAGUCUACUUUAUAUUAAUAGCUAGGGUUCAAGCAUUUCACCCACCAACUCUCACCCCUGAAACUGGGGAAGUUCAGCAUGAUCCUACGAUUGGUAAUUUCAUCCAGAGAGACGUCGGUCAAGAUGUUCGCAUAACAUGCUCAGAUAUUACCAAUGAAGCUGUCGAGUUUGCAUUUCCGAAUCUGACGGACAAUCGAGGCUAUUCAGAAGAAGAUUUUAAUUCACGCUAUACUCUAGAGGAUCUUGCCUAUGGUCAUACGCUUCAUAUUAGGGAUUUAAAGGUAAGAUAG